AUGAAAUCCAACAAGAAUUUCAACUUCUUGUUUGCGACAACUUUACUACACUUAGUAUUGCUAUGUUACUCGCAUUCAGUUCAUGAAUCCGAAGCUAUACAGUCUAUUCUGAAGCGUUUGGACAGCAAGAAGCCGUCUCCAACAGAGCAAGAAUCUGCCGCCAGAGGUGUUCUUCAGAGACUGCUUCCCACUCAUUUAUCCAGUUUUGCCUUCAAGAUUAUUGCAAAGUGCUUCAUACAUUCUAAUGGCCAAUCCAGGAUAAAAGGAACUACAGCAGUUGAUAUCACAUCAGGACUGCACUGGUAUCUAAAAUACUGGUGUGGUGCUCAUGUAUCUUGGGACAAGACUGGUGGCGUACAGCUUGGUUCAGUUCCCUCACCAGGAUCACUCCCUCUCGUGAAAGAUGAGGGUGUGAUGAUUCAACGUCCGGUGCCGUGGAACUACUACCAAAAUGUUGUCACUUCUAGCUAUUCCUAUGUUUGGUGGGAUUGGGAAAGGUGGGAGAAAGAGAUCGAUUGGAUGGCACUUCAAGGAGUUAACCUUCCUCUGGCAUUCACAGGACAGGAAGCUAUUUGGCAAAAAGUUUUUGCAGAGUUUAAUAUUACGAAGAAUCAUUUAAAUGAUUUCUUUGGGGGACCUGCAUUUCUUGCUUGGGCACGUAUGGGCAACUUACAUGGAUGGGGUGGCCCCUUGACUCAGAAUUGGUUAGAUAAACAGUUAAUGUUGCAAAAGAAAAUAUUAUUUCGAAUGCUAGCGCUUGGGAUGACCCCAGUUCUUCCGUCAUUUUCUGGGAAUGUUCCAGCUGCAUUAAAAACCAUAUUCCCCUCGGCAAACAUAAGCAGACUAGGGGACUGGAACACUGUUAAUGGCAAUCCACAAUGGUGUUGUACUUAUCUUUUAGAUCCUUCUGAUCCUUUAUUUGUAGAAAUUGGAGAAGCGUUCAUGUUACAACAGAUUAAAGAAUAUGGAGAUGUCACUGACAUUUAUAGCUGUGAUACAUUUAAUGAGAACUCUCCACCUACCAAUGACCCAAUGUACAUCUCGUCCCUUGGUUCUGCAGUAUAUAAGGCAAUGUCUAAAGCCGACAAAGAUGCAGUGUGGCUAAUGCAGGGUUGGCUCUUUUAUUCAGAUUCAUCAUUUUGGAAGCCCCCACAAAUGAAGGCACUCCUACAUUCUGUUCCAUUUGGGAAAAUGAUAGUGCUUGAUCUAUUUGCGGAGGUCAAACCAAUUUGGAAAUCGUCGUCCCAAUUUUACGACACUCCUUAUAUAUGGUGCAUGUUGCAUAACUUUGGUGGAAAUAUUGAGAUGUAUGGCAUUCUAGAUGCAGUGGCAUCGGGCCCAAUUGAUGCUCGUGUUAGCAAGAAUUCGACCAUGAUUGGUGUAGGCAUGUGCAUGGAAGGGAUAGAACACAAUCCUGUCGUGUAUGAGCUGAUGUCGGAAAUGGCGUUUCGAGGUGAUCGACUUGACCUGCAGGAAUGGUUGACAGAGUACUCCCGGAGACGAUAUGGUAAAUCUGUUAAGCAAGUCGAGACUGCAUGGAAAAUUCUUCAUCGCUCUAUAUAUAACUGCACGGAUGGAAUUGCAGACCAUAACACAGAUUACAUAGUAAAAUUUCCAGAUUGGGAUCCAUUGAUAAAUAAACAACGUGAUGCACGUGAGUUUGUUAAGAGGCACGGGCUCGUUGGUAUGCAACCAAACAGAAGGUUCCUUCUCCAUGAAACAAGUCCUUCUUUGCCUCAGCCCCAUUUAUGGUAUGACAAUCGGGACUCUAUCAGCGCAUUGAAGUUAUUCCUUGAUGCUGGAGACGAACUUGCUGGCAUCCCGACGUACAGGUAUGAUUUGGUCGACUUAACUAGGCAGUCGCUCUCAAAGCUUGCGAACGAGGUAUAUCUGAAUGCAAUAUAUGCUUUCCGGCAUAAGGAUGCGCAAGCUUUAAGUUCCCACUCUCUGAAGUUCAUCCAACUCAUCAAAGACAUCGACAAACUUCUUGCAACGGACGAUAAUUUCCUACUCGGGCCUUGGCUCGAAAGUGCAAAAGGGCUGUCCCUCAAUGCAGAUGAGAGGAAACAGUACGAGUGGAAUGCAAGGACGCAAGUAACAAUGUGGUAUGACAACACUGAGUACGAGCAGAGCCAGCUUCACGAUUAUGGUGAGCCGGGUUUCCUUCUUCGUUUGCUCGAGCUUUUUGUGUUUGUGAAAACUCGAUCACCACUUAUUUUUUUUAAAUUGUGGACCUCAGCAAACAAGUUUUGGAGCGGGCUGUUGGAGAAGUACUAUCUUCCACGAGCAUCCAUGUAUUUUACGCGUCUGUUGAGGAGCUUGAACGAGAACAAGAAAUUCGAGUUGUUGGAGUGGAGGAAAGAGUGGAUUGCAUACUCGAACGAGUGGCAGGCCGGAGUCGAGGCUUACCCCGUGAAGGCGCAGGGCGAUGCUCUUGCUGUAGCGGAGGAGCUCUACCACAGAUACUUCGCCUAGGGCACGGAUAUCGAGGCGCCGGCGACGAGCAUCUCCAAACGCAGCUGCAUAUUUUUUCUUAUACUGUAUCAAUGUGCAGCGAAUAAAUUGUUGGUUGCGACAAAGCCAAAAUGGUGAUUUUUUCCAUCUACAUUGAAUGAUGAGAAGUGUGAUGUUUCUCCAUUAGUGUAAGGCUUUGAUUUUAAGUCUGCACUUACUAGUAACAUUGUAAUUAUACCGUAUUGGUCGGGUGGUAGAGUGGUUCUUGAGUUCAA
Molecule: messenger RNA, 2729 nt
Organism: Salvia miltiorrhiza (redroot sage)
Lineage: Eukaryota; Viridiplantae; Streptophyta; Magnoliopsida; Lamiales; Lamiaceae
Product: alpha-N-acetylglucosaminidase
Exons: 17
Coding region: 1-2475 (824 amino acids)
Source: RefSeq, a predicted model, not a curated record